Carassius gibelio (silver crucian carp) is the source of this 714-nucleotide messenger RNA. RefSeq names its product fucolectin-like. NCBI's taxonomy places the organism in Eukaryota, Metazoa, Chordata, Actinopteri, Cypriniformes, Cyprinidae. The transcript is spliced from 5 exons. The record is from RefSeq and is a predicted model, not a curated record. Bases 1 to 714 code for a protein of 237 amino acids.
AUGGACCUACAAAUCAUUGAAAAAGUGAUCAUCACUAACAGGAUGGACUGCUGCUUUGAACAAAUCAACGGAGCAGAGAUUCGCAUUGGAAUGUCCUUGGAGAACAACGGCAACAACAAUUCCAAAUGUGCAGAAAUUUCUGGUAUUUCAGCACGUCAGUCUGUUUCCUACUCAUGCGGUGGAAUGCAAGGCCGUUAUGUGAAUGUGGUCAUUCCUGGAGAUUCGAAGAAUCUCUCUCUGUGUGAAGUUGAAGUCUUCGUAAACGAGCUUGAUCACUUUCCAGAUAGUUUGAAAAUAAGGGGUCGUGCUGUUCAGUCCUCUCUACUUGAAUACUUUCGGGCUGAUCGUGCUGUCGAUGGAAUAAAAUAUGCCCCGGGAACAGCAUCAUUUUGUACUCAUACACAAUCACAAACGGAUCCAUGGUGGAGGCUGGAUCUGUUGGAUAAUUACUAUAUCAGCAGCGUGACCAUCACAGGCAGAGCUGACUGCUGUUCACAACGACUCAACGGAGCAGAGAUUCACAUCGGAAACUCCCUCGAAGAAAAUGGCAACAACAAUCCCAUAUGUGCUGUGAUUGCUAAUAUUUCAUUAGGAGUGUCCUACAGCUACGCGUGUCCCGAUAUGGAGGGACGUUACGUGAACAUUGUUAUUCCUGGAGAUGGGAAGAUUCUCACGCUCUGUGAGGUUGAAGUCUAUGGGGGUUUUCCAGUUUGA